Molecule: messenger RNA, 396 nt
Organism: Penicillium antarcticum
Lineage: Eukaryota; Fungi; Ascomycota; Eurotiomycetes; Eurotiales; Aspergillaceae
Exons: 1
Coding region: 1-396 (131 amino acids)
Source: RefSeq, a predicted model, not a curated record
AUGGAUCAACCUACAAACUACGAUAUCCCACCCAACUUCAACGAAACAUACAAUAAUCUUUGCCAGACGUUGGCAGAGAGGCUAGAUCAGCAGGUUACUGCUCUUACGAGCCCACAGCCCGAUCGGCUCCAGGUUGUUUUGGAGCUAAGGGACCUUGCUACUCUCGCUGGGCAAAUUGGAUAUCUUGGACGGGUUGGAGGCUUGGAUAUUCCUGAUCGUCGUCGAGUUCUACGGAAAUACGGAUACAAGACCCUGGGAGACAUUUGCACUGCGAUCAGCAGCAGCCUGGCCCAACUAGCGGUUAUGCUUGCCGUUGACGAUAGAAACGAUGUUGUUGUGGGGAAUGAGUUGGAGGAACUUGUAAACAGCUUGCCUUUCGAAAAGGUACCGGUAUGA